AUGUCGCAAGGCGAUGUGGCCAAGCACGGGGGUGUCGAAGGCACAAAGCUUGCAUGUCGCAAGGCGAUCUGGCUAGGCACGGGGUGCCAAAGGCGACACAAGGCUUGCAUGUCGCAAGACGAUGUGGCUAGGCACGGGGGUGCCGAUGGCGACACAAAGCUUGCAUGUUGCAAGGUGAUGUGGCUAGCUUGGGUAGCUUGGGUGUUUGGUGAGGCUUGUGGCCCUUUUACACGGCCCUUGUCGUUCGGCAAGGAGAAGGGAGUUGGGUUGCGUGGCAUUGAGGAGCUAGGCUGGGAAUCAAGUGCUACCGUUCGAAAGGAGCAUAGGCCAAGUCUCACGGUGGUCCGAGGAUCUUCGAGUAUUGGGCACCGAGUCUGCAGCAUUGCCCUUGCCGAACGGCAAGGGUGGCUUGGGAGCCUUUUUGGAGGCAUUCUUUGCUCCUUUGAUCUAGGUCCUUGGUCUAUCAGCAAGAAUGAAGGUCGCGAAGCCCAACGCCAGCUGCAUGUUGGAUUCGUCGUCUCACUGUUUCAGUGCCUAACAGCUAAAACAAGCGAGUCUUUUCGUGAGAAGAUUUUUCAUGGGUCCUACCGUUCAGCAAGGCUGAAGGUUGUGGGGGCAUUCGGCAUCGGCAAGUCUCGGCUUUCGGCAGCAGAAAGUCUCGGCUCGUGUUGUCACGGCUCUAGCAAGGGGUCUUCUCCGGUUCAGCAAGGUCAAAAAAUGGAGGUUUCAACCAAGUGUGGCAAGCGCUGUGUAGUUGGAAAAGAACCUGCCGAACGGCAGGGGUGA
This is a messenger RNA of Prunus armeniaca (apricot), 786 nucleotides long. NCBI's taxonomy places the organism in Eukaryota, Viridiplantae, Streptophyta, Magnoliopsida, Rosales, Rosaceae. The record is from the annotation of a GenBank genome assembly.